Molecule: messenger RNA, 4402 nt
Organism: Vigna radiata var. radiata (mung bean)
Lineage: Eukaryota; Viridiplantae; Streptophyta; Magnoliopsida; Fabales; Fabaceae
Product: pentatricopeptide repeat-containing protein At1g12300, mitochondrial
Exons: 5
Coding region: 422-2053 (543 amino acids)
Molecular function (GO): protein binding
Source: RefSeq, a predicted model, not a curated record
AGAAAGCAAAAAACAGAGAAGGGUCGAGAUGUUUAGAGAGAGAAAGGCGAAAAGAAGCUCUCUGCUAGGGUUCAUCCGUAACACCCCCUCAGGCCACCACAUCUGCUCUUCACCGAUCAACAAUUAAAGAUACUAUAUACAGAGACACUCAGGAGAACCCCUUCGUGCUCUUCCACCUCCACCAGCUUCGCGAUAGCUUCUCCCAGUUGAAGGGCAACAUCCAGUGCGACAUUCCCAGGUGCCACUCUCAAACACGUUGUGGAAGGGGCCAUGGUGCCACUGAGGAUGGUCGAUUUUUCUCUUAAAGGCUUACGACGCCGAAUUGGACAGAAUCAAGAGAAGACUCAGCAAAGUGAGUAGAAAGGGAGAAAGAGGCCGAUUGACCCAGAAUAAUAAAAAAUUGACAUGACACCCAGCAAAGAUGUGGCUCUCAAGAAGUGUUAGGGUUUAUCUUCUUCCUUCCAUUGCCAAGUUUCCUCCUUUUCUUCCAAUCCACAAUUCCCUCUUUUGCUCUCACUCUCACUCUCAAACUUCCUUACACGACGAAGCCGUCUCACAAUUCAAUCGCUUGCUUCAUCAGCGUCAUGUUCCUCCCAUCUUCGAAUUUGGAAAGAUUUUGGGAUUUCUUGUGAGGAUGAAGCGGUACCCUACUGCUAUUUCUCUUAUUAAACAAAUGGAGCUUAAGGGAAUUCAUAAUAACCUUGUUACUCUCAGCCUCCUCAUCAAUUGUUUCUGUCACUUACAUAAAUUGGGUUAUGCUUUCUCUGUAUUUGCCAAAAUUCUUAAACAGGGUUAUCAUUCAGAUGCCAUAACCUUAAACACACUCAUGAGAGGUCUAUGUGAUAAGGGUGAGAUCAAGGAAGCCCUAAAUCUUCACGACAAAGUAGUAGCACUAGGAUUUCGGCUUGAUGAAUUUACUUACGGGAUUCUAAUCAAUGGAUUGAGCAAAAUAGGAGAAACUGAAGCCGCAAUCAAAUUGCUCAGAACGAUUCCAGGUCGAUCAACGGUAAUGUACAACAUAGUUAUUGACUCCCUAUUAAAAGAGAAACAACCAAAAAAAGCUUAUGAUUUGUAUUCUGAGAUGGUUAUCAAGGAAAUUUCUCCUGAUGUUAUUACUUAUAGUAUUCUAAUUUAUGGCUUUUGCUUAGUGGGACAGGUAGAGGUAGCAUUUGGUUUCCUAAAUGAAAUGAUAUCAAAUAACAUCAGGCCAGAUGUUUAUACCUAUAAUAUAUUGAUUGAUGCAUUGUGUAAGGAAAGAAAGCUAGGAGAAGCCAAGAAUGUGUUAGGUGUGAUGGUGAAAGAUUAUGUGAAACCUGAUGUUUUUAGCUUUAAUGCUCUAAUGGAUGGGUUUUAUGUAGUUAAUAAAGUAAAGAAUGCGAAACAAGUAUUCAAUGCAAUGACCCACAUGGGAGUGAGUCCUGAUGUUUGGACCUACACUAUCAUGAUAAGUGGACUCAUAAGGAACGAAAGGGUAGAUGAGGCCAUAAAUCUUUUUCAGGAAAUGCAGAAAAAGAAUAUAGUUCCAAAUACUGUGACUUACACUACUCUUAUUGAUGGUUUAUGCAAAAUUGGAAGAAUCUCUCAUGCUUGGGAUACUUUUUGUGAGAUGCGUGAUAGAAAUCAACAAGCAGACAUAGUCACUCAUAAUUCCUUGAUUGAUGGUUUAUGCAAAAAUAAUCGUUUAGACAAGGCAAUUGAAUUAUUGAGGAAAAUGAGUGAGAAUGGAGUUCAGCCCGAUAUGUGGACUGCAACCAUACUUAUUAAUGGGAUGUGUAGAGGGGGGAGACUUAAGAAUGCACAAGAGAUUUUUCAAGAUCUUUUGAAUAAAGGUCACAAUCCUAACAUCCGUACUUAUACAGUUAUGAUCAGUGGUCUUUGUAAGAAGGGUUUGCUUGAUGAGGCAUUGACCAUGUGGUCCAAAAUGGAAGACAGCGGUUGUUUAUCUGAUGUUAUAACUUUUGAAAUAAUCAUCUCUACUCUCUUGAAGAGUGACCAGACUGAAAAGGCAGAGAAAUUUUUUCACGAAAUGAUCUCUAGAGACUUGUUGAAAUGAUGAAAGGUUGAGACUUGUUGAAAUGAUGAAAGGUGACACUGUAUUUGAAUAACAAUGUGUUUGUCAUAGAAUGUGCAUGAAUGGUUUGUAAAUUUUGUGAUAUUGUUAGUGGUUCCUUGAGGAUUCCUUCAUCAAAAGAAUUGCUUUGGAUUCAAAACUUGAACUUCACUGCCUUCCCCAAUUUAGUCAAUCUGGUUCUAUAUGGAAUAUGGGUCUCAGUGGAAGCAUCCCACAGAAAUAGCCACACUUCCAAACCUUAAUUACAUUGACCUAUCCAGCAAUAAUCUCCAAAGGUUCAAUACCACUACAACUUGGUAAUUCCACACAACUGCAGUUGUUUGAUAUCUCUAAUAAUUCACUAAGCGGUUCAAUCCCAUUUACUUUUGCUCAACUGAUGAACUUGGAAACUCUUUAUCUGGAUUCAAACAAACUUGAAGGUAACAUUAUAUUUCUCACGUAAUUUACUCAUCUUUUUCUUGUCAAUAUAGGAGAAUAUGAAUAUCUUUUUCUCACUCACGAAGGUUCAAUUCCUCCUACUUUAGGUCGAUUGCAUAAUUUGACAUAUCUUUUCCUUGAUUCUAACCAAAUAGAAGGUCACAUACCCGAAGAAUUAGGGAAUUUGCCCAAAUUAGCAUUUUUGUAACUUUCUCAUAAUAAAAUUUCAGGUUGAAUACUCAUUUAAUACUUACUUUGGGUUAAAACUAAGAGUUACUGUUUGGUGCCAGUAGUUUGAAAAGUGAUAAAACUAAACACUCAUCAUAUAGUUUCAUGGAUAUUUUUGUGGAAAACCAAAAGAUUAUAUAGUUAGAAAUAUUUUGAUUUUGCGGAAGGAAAGAUGUAAUUUUCUAGAUGACAUACAAAAGUAGCAAGGCAUGUAUUUUUUGAAUCUGAGUGCAGUUUGUUUAGGUCGGGACCAAAUUAAAUUACAGCCUAGAGGAUACAUUUAUUUUCAAACGCUGAUAUAUCCCAAGGCAAUUAAAUCAUGGCUUCAAUCUCAUACAUUUAUUGCAUAGCAGUAUCCAUAUGGAAUAAAGAGUUGGGGUAAUUAAUUUGAAUUAAUAAUUUUAGUGUGUUGUUCUCAGAAUAAGACUGUCCUACUGUCCUGUUGUGAUGUUUGAUCAUCAUUCGGAUUCUCAGAAUAGCACUAAUGCAGAUUGUAGAAAUUUGGAAGGCAGGGUUACAAUAACUAACAAACUCUUGAUUUAUUUAUUUUGUUUGUGGCAUUUGCGUUGCAAAAAUUUGGUAGAUGUGGAUUGGACAAUCAGGUUACUUUAUUCUUAUAUUUGGUUGCCUUCUAAAUAUUAGUUCUUGAAAUAGUGGGAUUUGGUUCUUGAGUUUACCACAGCGCUCCAUGUGACAAUAAAACUAGAGUCUGGUUGCUUCAGUGGCAAGUGGAAGAAAUAGAGAGAAGGUUUAGCAGUUAUGAAUUUGAAGAAAUUGUGGUUAAGAAUGGCUCUGUUGUGCCACUGGACAUAGGUCCUGCCACACAGUUGGACAUAUCUCCUGAAUUUGGAAUCAAUAUUUAGCAUCGAAAGAGACCGAGAAGAAGGAAAAUGUAGGGUGUGGAAAUGGAGCUUUUGAUAGAAGUAGUCUGGAACCAUUUGGCAUUGCAGACGACCAACUUUCUGAGCUAACACCAAUUUAUUUCCAUCUUUCUAGUACUACUACCAGUUUAACAUCUUCCUUCUGUGUUGAUGUCAUUUUGGAAAUGAUUGUGAUUUCUUUGAUGUAUUUUGAAUAAUAUUUUAAAGAUUUGAAAUAGUUUAUGUAAAUUUCUUAACUUUGAGGUUUUGAUGAAUGAUGUUUUUAAGUAUCACCUCCUCCCUCCAUGUAUUCCAUUUUAGUCAACAUUUUUGAACGAAAACCAAUAGUAUGUUCUUCAAAUGAACCUAUAUUAGCAUAGCUAAUGAUACCCUUUCUUUAAGUCUCUUUAGCCUCAACAACUAUAACUGGUACAGUUUUGAAAUGGAUCAUGUUACUUGAUACAAAUGAGACAGAUUAGGAUAUGAAUUUUUUUGUCCACUUCCUCUCUUGUUCUUCGCUUUAAGGCUGUAUGAAAACUUGUUAUGGGGAGAUUGAAGUUCUUGCAAUCUAAUUCUAUCUCCUCUCAGAUUUCUUAUUUACAUUGUGACAGAAUAAUCACUAUCUCAUCAUCAACUUCUAACUACGGAAUGCUGUAUAGCAAUGAGUUUGAACUACAGAAAGUUGAAGUAUAGAUAAAUCUGAAUAUGUAACAUCGUCAUAUAUAUACUACUAAGUAAAAUAAUCAGGUUUUAAUAGAAAAAUCCAAUGAUUGAAAAAUAAAAGACUUCAAAUACGAAUGGGAAUGUAACAGUGGGAAAAAAAAGA